UUUUAAUACCGUUAUCGCGGUUUUACACUUGCGUUUGAUUAUUUCGCGCACAUAAGUGCUUUGAUUACCACGCACGCUCAUUUGUUGAACAUUUAAGUGAAUUCAUAUUUAAUCUAAUAACAUGGCUCAUUUAAACGAAAAAGAAAAUCUUAACGACGGACUAAAUAACGUGCACAUAAGGGUAAGUAAAUCUCCUGUGAAAAAUGUUUUGUCUGCUCGUAACAACAAUGUUGUUGAGACAAUGGAUAUUGAAAAGACGGACAAGGUAGAAUUCGACCCUCAACUGGAACCACUAUUACGCGAAAAUCCUCGCCGUUUUGUUAUGUUUCCUAUUCAAUACCCGGAUAUUUGGCAAAUGUAUAAAAAGGCAGAAGCUUCUUUCUGGACUGUUGAAGAAGUGGACUUAUCAAAGGAUUUGUCUGAUUGGGACAGUCUAAAGGACUGUGAGAGGCACUUCAUUAAGCAUGUAUUGGCUUUCUUUGCUGCAUCAGAUGGCAUAGUCAAUGAAAAUCUGGUUGAAAGGUUCUCCCAAGAGGUACAAGUAACAGAAGCCAGAUGUUUCUAUGGCUUCCAGAUUGCAAUGGAAAAUGUACAUUCAGAAAUGUAUUCCCUACUCAUUGAUACAUACAUCAGGGACCCUAAGGAGAGGGACUUCUUAUUCAAUGCUGUAGAGACUCUUCCAUGUGUAAAGAAGAAGGCAGAUUGGGCUCUCCAGUGGAUAGCAAGCAAAUCUGCUACAUUUGGUGAAAGAAUUGUAGCAUUUGCUGCUGUUGAGGGAAUUUUCUUCUCUGGAAGUUUUGCUUCAAUAUUUUGGCUGAAAAAGAGAGGACUAAUGCCUGGCUUAACCUUCAGCAAUGAAAUGAUUUCAAGGGAUGAGGGCCUCCACACUGACUUUGCAUGCCUCAUGUUCAAGCACUUGGUACAAAAACCACCUGCGUCCCAAGUACUGAAAAUAAUUCGUGAUGCAGUGGUCAUUGAACAGGAGUUUCUCACUGACGCAUUACCAGUUAGGCUAUUGGGCAUGAACUGCGACCUCAUGUCUGAAUAUAUACAGUUUGUCGCUGACAGGCUGCUUGUGGACCUAAUUGGAGAGAAGCACUACCACACGAAGAAUCCAUUUGACUUCAUGAAUUUGAUCUCUCUUGAAGGAAAAACAAAUUUCUUUGAAAAGAAAGUCGGAGAGUACCAAAAGUGGGGGGUCAUGUCAAACCCUAACGAUAAUGUCUUCACAUUGGAUGCCGAGUUCUGAUUGACAAUUUAGACUAAUUCCAGUAUUAAAACAUCGAAUAUUAGACCAAAUUACCAGUUCUAUCUGGUAUUUUAUUUAUAAGCUAGGAUAAUUUCAUUUUUGUAAGAGUAAUUAUGUGUAUUAUUUUUGUAAGCAUAAUGUAAUUGAUUCUCAAACUGUGUUUGAAAUGAGUGUUUUGAGCAAUGUGUUGUAUGUUUGCAGAGUUUUAUUAACUAGAAUAAUUGUUGUGAUAUAUACUACUUAAGACUUUUUAUAAAGAUUAUAAGAUUUUUAAAUUUA
This is a messenger RNA of Pieris rapae (cabbage white), 1528 nucleotides long. RefSeq names its product ribonucleoside-diphosphate reductase subunit M2 (gene RnrS). Gene Ontology annotation, cellular component: cytosol. Gene Ontology annotation, molecular function: ribonucleoside-diphosphate reductase activity, thioredoxin disulfide as acceptor. The record is from RefSeq and is a predicted model, not a curated record. The coding region runs from base 122 to 1249 and encodes 375 amino acids. Gene Ontology annotation, biological process: deoxyribonucleotide biosynthetic process. The transcript is spliced from 6 exons. Lineage: Eukaryota; Metazoa; Arthropoda; Insecta; Lepidoptera; Pieridae.